AUGCAGUCCUUUGCCGCCAGUCUUUCAAUCAUAGCCCUUGUCCUGUCGUUCGAAGGUCUCGGCACUGUUGGUCCGUUGACCCCCGAGCAAGCCAUCUUCCUUAUGAAAGGGUACUAUUCGUCUGAGAUUGUCUACAUCGUAGCCAUUGGCUUCGCGAAAUCCUCGGCGGCAACGAAGCUUAGAUUGGGCGAGUCCGCGCACAGAAAGCUCGGGCGUGCUUUCGCCAUCGUGCGCAUCACCACAAGCUUUGCUUCCGCGAUCGUUCAUCCCUUCCAGAAAGGCACCCAGCCCACCAACAAAGAUCUACAGCCCCAGACCAACUUCCUCAAGCUCAUGCUACUCCAGUCGCACCCCAACGCCGGCUUUGACUACGCCAUAUGCGGAACGCUUCUCGCUAUUCCCGGCUCAAAGCUCCUCCUCCGUCUCACCGCAGCCACAGUACAGCCCAUCUCGGGUGCCACCAAUUCGAGCAAUGCGAUCGCAAGCGAUAUCCACGGGCGUAAAGUCUCCUGGUCCGCCAGUCCUGAAGAGUCCCUCUGGUCCAGGGGCGCUGAUAACACGGUCGUCCAGCCGUGCGCAGCCUCGGAAGUUCAGUACCACAACGCAUCUUCAGACGCCACCGCUGAUGACUACAUAUGA
Messenger RNA from Alternaria triticimaculans, 639 nucleotides. RefSeq lists its product as uncharacterized. The coding region runs from base 1 to 639 and encodes 212 amino acids. NCBI's taxonomy places the organism in Eukaryota, Fungi, Ascomycota, Dothideomycetes, Pleosporales, Pleosporaceae. The transcript is spliced from 2 exons. The record is from RefSeq and is a predicted model, not a curated record.